Danio aesculapii is the source of this 4392-nucleotide messenger RNA. RefSeq names its product phospholipase D1b (gene pld1b). The transcript is spliced from 26 exons. Gene Ontology annotation, molecular function: phosphatidylinositol binding; D-type glycerophospholipase activity. NCBI's taxonomy places the organism in Eukaryota, Metazoa, Chordata, Actinopteri, Cypriniformes, Danionidae. Gene Ontology annotation, biological process: phosphatidic acid biosynthetic process; intracellular signal transduction; regulation of microvillus assembly. The record is from RefSeq and is a predicted model, not a curated record. Bases 141 to 3269 code for a protein of 1042 amino acids.
UUACUGUGUUGCACGCUGCUUGAGGUUAGUUUGGACUUUUCUGGCGAGAAGAAGAAGAAAGGAAGGAUAACCGAAAUGAUGGGGGCGUCUCUGCCUGUGCGCAGGCAGGUGCGCUCUGGCCGGCUGGCCGAUUGUUAGCCAUGCUGCGACCGCAAGAGCCCACAGUCAGCACCCUGCAUCUGGUGGCCAAUGAUAUGACCGAUAUCAUGGAGAACUUGGACACAAGAGAGCUGGACAUUGGCGAUGGGGAAGAUGAGUUUGACGGCCAGGACCCCAACAGCACAGAUUCCCGCAUCCCCUUCUCAGCUGUAUAUAAAACCAAAGGCUUCAAAGAGCCCGGUGCGCGUGUGUUUCUCACCGCGCUCCCCAUCACCGCCAAAAUCCUGGAGGUGGAGCGAUUCACGUCAGCGCAGGACCGCUUCAACAUCACGUCCCAGAGGAGCGUCUCGAAGGUGCUUCCAGCUGUUUUUAAGAUAGAAAUGAAGCACGGAAACUUCACCUGGAUGGUAAAGAGGAAGGAGAAGCAUUUUAUGGAGCUUCACAGGGAACUCAGAGCCUACAAAACCUUCCUCCGAAUCCCACUGCCCUCCCGCAGUCACACAGAGCGAAGGCAAACUAUAAACAGGAACCUCGAACGGCACAUGCCAAGUUUACCCCGAGGAGGAGGAGAAGAGCUAGCCAGAGAAGAGCAAGUCUCUAGUCGAAAAAGACAACUUGAAGACUACUUGAAUAAGCUGCUAAAAAUGCCAAUGUACAGAAACUACCACGCAACAAUGGAGUUCAUUGAUGUGAGCCAGCUGUCCUUCAUUCAUGAUUUGGGACCGAAAGGCUUGGAGGGCAUGGUCCACAAAAGGUCUGGCGGUCACCGUAUUCCUGGACUGAACUGCUGUGGCCACAGCAAAAUGUGCUACCGCUGGUCCAAACGGUGGAUGGUGGCAAAGGACUCUUGCCUGCUCCUCAUGAAGCCAGAUUCUGGUGCCAUCUCAUUCGUCCUGCUGGUGGAUAAAGAGUUUGACAUUAAAAUGGACACUAAAGACACUGAAACGAAGCAUGGUGUUCGCAUUGACAGUCUUUCAAGGACUCUGGUGUUGAAGUUUACGAGUUACCGUCAUGCCCGGUGGUGGGGACAAGCCGUUGAUGAUUUUGUGCGCAAAUAUGGCAGCAAUUUCCUUAAAGAUCACCGCUUUGGAUCCUUCGCCAAUGAACAGAAGAACAUCCUAUCUAAAUGGUAUGUGAAUGGAAAGCAGUACAUGGAGGAUGUGGCGAAUGCGCUUGAAGAGGCUGAGGAGGAGAUCUUCAUCACUGACUGGUGGCUGAGUCCUGAAAUCUUCCUCAAGAGGCCCGUUGUAGAAGGCAAUCGCUGGAGACUCGACUCCAUCCUCAAACGCCAAGCGCAAAAAGGGGUGAGGAUCUUCGUGAUGUUGUAUAAGGAGGUGGAACUGGCUCUUGGCAUAAACAGCGAAUACAGCAAGCGAACACUACUUCAGCUUCACCCCAACAUUAAGGUAAUGAGGCAUCCAGAUCACGUGUCAUCUUCUGUGUACCUGUGGGCUCACCAUGAGAAGAUUGUGGUCAUUGAUCAGUCGGUGGCAUUUGUGGGAGGCAUUGAUUUGGCCUAUGGGCGCUGGGAUGAUAGAGAGCAUCGCUUGACUGAUAUAGGAAGUGUCACCAGGACUCUUCCUGUGUCUGCAGAGAAUGCCUCUGAAGCCUUUUCUGCUAUGGCUGCUCCAUCAAACGGGCCCAGUGCGGCACUCGCUAAUGGCAGAAAUGUGCCUGCAGACACCGCAGACCAACCAAAACUAAAAGGACAUGGGAAGGCCAAGAAAACCCGCUUCAGCAUCCGCAGGCAUCUGCAGAAACACAGGCUGGCUUCUGGAGACAGCGUGAGCAGUGUGGAGAGCUCUGAAGAAAAGUCUGAAGCAACACAGGAUUUGCAUGCAGAUGUGAUUGGCCUGAUGGGAAACACGCGGUUCUGGCAUGGCAAAGAUUACUGCAACUUUGUGCAUAAGGACUGGAUCCAGCUGGAUAAACCUUUUGAUGAUUUUAUUGAUCGGCACAUAACUCCCAGAAUGCCUUGGCAUGACAUUGCUUCUGUGGUUCAUGGGCGAGCAGCCAGAGAUGUUGCGCGCCACUUCAUUCAGCGCUGGAAUUUCACAAAGAUAAUGAAGCCCAAAUACAGGUCUCUGUCGUACCCGUACCUCCUUCCUAAAUCUCACACUACUGCGAAUGAUAUCAAGUAUCAUGUCCCUGGCUGCACACAGACCAAUGUCCAGGUUUUGCGAUCUGCCUCAGAUUGGUCAGCGGGUAUAAAAUACCACGAGGAGUCGAUUCACACUGCUUAUGUCAAUGCAGUUGAACACAGCCAACACUAUAUCUACAUAGAGAAUCAGUUCUUCAUAAGCUGCGCAGACGGCAAAGUCGUUCACAAUAGAAUCGGAGAUGCCAUUGCCAAGAGGAUCAUAAAAGCAUACCGAGAUGGUAAAAAGUACCGUGUGUAUGUGGUGACGCCGCUGCUGCCUGGGUUUGAGGGUGAUAUUAACACUGGAGGAGGCAGCGCCAUACAGGCUGUCAUGCACUUCAAUUACAGGACCAUGAUCCGAGGAGACUGCUCCAUAAUCUCACAGCUGAAGAAAGAGAUGGGUGAUCAGUGGAUAAAUUACAUCUCGUUUGGGGGUCUGCGGACCCACGCUGAGCUGGAGGGAAGACUGGUGACUGAACUCAUAUAUGUGCACAGCAAGAUGCUCAUUGCAGACGACAACACCGUCAUCAUCGGUUCUGCCAAUAUUAAUGACCGGAGCAUGCUGGGUAAGAGAGACAGCGAGGUGGCUGUCAUUUAUGAGGAUAUUCACACUGUGAAGUCAGUCAUGGAUGGUCAGGAGUAUCAGGCUGGUCCUUUUGGAUUGAGUUUGCGGCUGGAGUGUUUCAGGAUGAUUCUAGGCGCCAACACUGACCCCAGCAUUGAUGUGUCGGACCCCAUCAGUGACCAGUUUUACAAGGAGGUGUGGAUGAGCACUGCUGCCCGCAACGCCACCAUCUACCAGAGGGUAUUCCGCUGUCUGCCAUCCAGCGAUGUUCGGACUAUCCUAGAGUUAGAUAGCUUCCUCUCAAAGCCUGGUUUGGACAAGGAGGACCCUGCCCGCGCUCAAGAGGAACUCAAGAAGAUCCGAGGCUUCCUGGUCCAGUUCCCUCUCCAGUUCCUCAGCGAGCAGAACCUCCUGCCACCCAUCGGAUCAAAAGAAGCCAUGGUGCCCAUGGAGGUGUGGGUGUGAGAGAACCAGCCCACAUCACCAGGCUUCAAACAAACUGCAAAUGCACCAAGAAAUACUUUCUUGUUAUUUAUAACAAACAUCUUGACACAGAAGAGGAGAUACUUCAGCCAUCAGUUGUUUACCCACCUGGAAUUGGUGACAGCAGACUGGUUUGUUUUGUCCCUGUUCUACCCUUGAUUGUUGGUAUGUUCUAACACUAUGCAACUUCAACUAAAAUUAUGUUUAUGAACUAUCCUCAUAUGUCCUUCAAAAUGGUGAUGCUUUUGUGACUCUUUGGUCCCUUGAUUGGCUGCUUUAGGAAAAGGAUCUUCUACAUUGAUUUCUUUUUCGUUAUUAUUGGACGGUUUUGUGCACUGAAUAUGUAUUAUUCUCUGUGUUUAAGUGCCAAUUUUGUCUGCGUAACAUUUAUCUUUCCUCUCUGUGAAGUACAAACAUUCCUCCUGUGCAUUAUCUUAAGCUAAUUUAUGGGUCUGUGAUGGUGGACGACGUGGUCCAUUAAUUGUUGUUAUCUUAUGAUACAAAUUGCCAUGUUUUCGGUGGCCUUAUUUGUUUACUGUGCACUUAAUGCUGGGUAUGAACAGAAAUCCACCAAAGCAUUUGUCUGUUAUUAACAAAUUAGGUUUUAUUAUAUGAGAAUACAAAAUAGUAUUCUGAUUUAUUUCGAUUAUUUGUCUAUAUUGUACAGUAUACUGUAGAAACACGCUAUGCCUGGAGCUCUAAUUAAGUUUACUAAUCGUUCUUGAAGAAAAGAACCUGUCGAUCAUCACACAUUCCAUGUAGAUAUGCUGAAUGAGCUAACAAACUGUUGGGGAUUGUACAUGUCAUGAUUGCAGCAUGUGUGUCUGGCAUUAUGAAUAUGCAACUAGUCGUUUUUAAACAGUUGUGAGCCAAGCCUUCAAACGUCUGCACUGUUGACUGUGUGUCUGCACUUUUACAGUAGUUCCAGAACAGGUCUUCUCCGAUGUUCUUUCGCCUCGUGUCUUUGUACCCAGUUCCUCAUUAAUUGCAGUUUUUGCACAAAGUGUGUAUCGUCAAAAACACAUGUGAGCUGUGUUGGGAUGCUUGUGAAAUAUGUGAAUCGAUGUUAUACGGAUGAUUAAACCAUGAUUUUCACACUAUUGAA